UUUCUCUUUUCAGAUGGGGGUUCUCUGAUGGCAGCUGAGGGUCUGUGGAGUUUUCUGGAAGAGCCGUGUUUGACUUGUGCAUUCUCAAUGUAAACCAAUACAUUCAGACAAAGCUAUUGCCUUGUGGUUUGCAUGGAAAGGAUGAUGCGCGAGAACUUUAGGAAGCAUUUUCUAAGCCGUCUGUUGCUUUCUAGGGUGUAAACUGUGGCAUGCGCCUGGGAUUAAAACAUUUCAAUGAGGAUUUUAGGUGCACCCUGAUGCCUGCAUGUUUAGAAGAAAUACUUCAUGGCCUGAACUUUAAUCGGCGCUGAAGUUGCUUGGAGGCUUUCAGUUUGCAGAUUUUCUUCUCUUCUGCAAGCUGAAAGAUGUUCCAGUUUAUACAGAAAAAGAUUCACAAUCACCUCGUGGAGCGUAAAAUCAGCAGAACCCGUCUGGUUACUAAGGACGGCCACUGCAACAUUAAAUUUGGGACCACUGAAUAUCAAAACCAUUUUGCUUUCCUCAUGGACUUCUGGACUACAUUCGUUGAAAUCCGCUGGUGUUUUGUCAUCGUUUUAUUUGUGGCCGCCUUCACCGGAAGCUGGUUCAUUUUUGGCUUGCUCUGGUAUUCGCUCGCAAAAAGUAAUGGAGACUUAAUUCAAAAUCCAUCAGAACCUUACCAUAUGAAAUGCAUUGAGAACAUUAACAGUCUUACUACUGCCUUCCUGUAUUCUCUAGAGACCCAGACAACUAUCGGUUAUGGAGGUCGCGCUCUCACGGGUCACUGCCCGGGCACGGUCGCCCUGUUAAUCAUCCAGUCCCUAAUGGGUGCUAUAAUAAACUGCUUUAUGUGUGGACUCAUACUCGCAAAGAUCUCCCUCCCAAAACGAAGAGCGAAAACGGUCACCUUCAGUGAAACGGCAGUGGUCAGUUUGUGGAACGGAAAUCUGUGUCUUCAGAUUCGAGUGGCCAACCUGCGAAAGACCCUUCUUAUCGGCAGCCAGAUUUAUGGAAAGCUCUUGCGGACCACCAUCACUCCAGAGGGCGACACCAUCAUACUGGACCAGGUGAAUGUUGACUUUUCCGUGGAUGCUGGGAAGGACAAUCUCUUCUUUGUCUGUCCAAUUACGCUGUACCAUGUGAUCGACAAGUCCAGCCCAUUUUCAGAGAUGUGUGCUGAUGUUCUUCAAAAGCAGGACUUUGAGCUGGUGGUCUUCUUGGAGGGUACGGCUGAAUCCACCAGCUUGUCCUGCCAGGCGAGGACUUCUUACCUGCCGCAGGAGAUCCAGUGGGGUUACGGCUUCCUGCCCGUCAUUUCUCGAACCAAAGCUGGAAAAUAUCGCGUCGACCUGUCCAAUUUUUGCAAAACAGAGCCGGUGGUUACACCACAGUGCGCUUGCUGUUUCCAAAAUAAACAUAAUAUGGAACUCAUCCUCCACCAACACACAUGUGAAGGCAUUGAUAAUUUGGGAUUUGAUGUUAUUGAUCUUCAAGAUAGCGUUGAUAUAAAUGAGAAAGGUGACUGAGGGUUUGACUAACGGUUUAGAUUUAUAUUUAUUAACACUAUACGUGCAUGCAGUGUCAUGUAUUGUUCAGAUCUGUGAAAGGUAGAAGUCACAUUAGGUUUUGUAACACACCACCCAUGUCUGUAUCAGAGCUGUGACCAAUAACUUUAAUCUCGGUUUUAUACAAUUGGAUCCGUGUUGUUUCCUGAGAUGUCUGACAAUAUCAUACAAAAAAUUCUGAAAAAUGGGACCCUUUAAAAAGGUCCUAAUAUGUACAAAGCUGUACUUUUUUGGAAGGGUACCACCCCAGUGACAGCCGUUGACUCAUAAAGCAUAGAGAAGAAUACUUGAAUUUUGUUUUUCAUUGUGUUUCAUUAAUGUCUUACUCUUAGCAGAACAGUUUUAGAAACACAAUUAACGUGAGUACUUUAAGUGCUCGUUGAUGGCAGCAUGCUGAGUGUUCAUUGGAGGAUUAAAACAGAAACCAAAUUCAAGCGUAACAGUAGCACGUAGACCCCUUUUAAAUUUAAUUUUAACAAAAUUAUCCAUAUGAUAACAUUUGUGUUAUAGGAGUCUUAAAAAAAGUUUUAAGGAAUGUCAUACUAAUUAUAUUUUAAAAAUGUCACUGUGAAGAUUAAACGGAUUGACCCAUAUAAGAACUAUGAACCAAUUGACUUUUAUAUAGGUUAUGAGUCAUAACAUUUCAUAGAGACAGAAAGCCAUCACAAAGAAAAAUCUGAAUCCAUAUAAAGGUAAGAUAUCUUUAUUUGUUAAUUGGUGAAACAUUUUAGCAGAUGAUCAGUACACUUAAAAUAAUGUUCCUCAACUGUUUUUGUUCAGUAAUCAGAUUUUAAACAUACAUAUGUUUGUAUAUAGUUUUAUUAAAUAUACUUUAUAAUUGUUUUUAGAUAUGAAGUGGGUAAAUAUAUAGCAGACCACCAAACAUAACCUGUAUUUAAAGUGAUCUAGGUAUUUUUGUUGUGUUCCCAAACUUCUGCCUAAAUAAUUCAUGAGAGAGAAAUCUGUGUCAAUUAACCGCACAUAAAAUAGUUUAUAGUCAACAACAAGAGGAAGUGUUUAAUAUAGAAAGCCUAUUUAUUUUGCUGUCUGAUGUUAAGUGGUUAACUGACCUAAAUGAAAAAAAUAAAGUAUAGCCUACUUCAAU
Messenger RNA from Paramisgurnus dabryanus, 2649 nucleotides. RefSeq names its product potassium inwardly rectifying channel subfamily J member 1b (gene kcnj1b). Gene Ontology annotation, molecular function: ATP-activated inward rectifier potassium channel activity. The record is from RefSeq and is a predicted model, not a curated record. Gene Ontology annotation, cellular component: plasma membrane. NCBI's taxonomy places the organism in Eukaryota, Metazoa, Chordata, Actinopteri, Cypriniformes, Cobitidae. Gene Ontology annotation, biological process: potassium ion import across plasma membrane; regulation of monoatomic ion transmembrane transport.